Messenger RNA from Rotaria sp. Silwood2, 3514 nucleotides. The record is from the annotation of a GenBank genome assembly. Lineage: Eukaryota; Metazoa; Rotifera; Eurotatoria; Philodinida; Philodinidae.
AUGCAAUAUUUACCUGAUCCAGAUUGGAGAAAUGAUCCAGCCAAUAUUGAGAAUUUAGGAUGGCAUGAAUCUCUCCCUACAACAUCGAGUAAUUAUUUUAAAUAUGAUUUGAUUAUUAUGAUUUAUCUUUGUUUCAUAGAAAAACGAUCAUUUGUCUUGAAAUAUUCGAACGAUAAAGAAAAUCUACAAUCAUCCAAACGAUAUAAUGUACGUCUACUAGGCACUUCACAUUUAUCUUCACGAGACUCACCAUCUUGUCUUACUUUUGAUUAUCAAAUAACAGAUGAUAAAUUAAAUAAAUUAUCUGUUUUUGUUCAUAAUCGUACUAUAUGGUGUAACCGAUUGCGUUCAGGACAAAGUGCUAUUCAUAUUCAAUUGAAUAUUUCUUCGCCAUCGUCAACUAGCUCAUUACGAAUGGCAAUUCUUAUUGGAUUCGACGGACAAAUAACAAACAAUGGACAAAUUGAAUUGAAAAAUAUUUUAAUUACUGAUCGACCAUGUCUUCCUUCAAUUACAACAAAAUCUGUUGCUGAUUAUGAUUGUACAUUUGAACAAGACAUGUGUGGUUGGACACAAGGUCCAAAUAAUACUCUUGAUUGGUUUCGUGAACAACCUAUUUCGAAUAAUUUAGCUGGAAUAGUUGGUCCAACAACUGAUCAUACAUAUGGAAAUUCAACUGGUUAUUAUGUUACAACAAGAUUACAAAUCCCAGUAGAUACGUUUUCAGACAUCGAUUUAUCAGUUUUAGUUAGUCCACGUUUACCAGAUAAUGUACCAGGUUCAAUGUGUGCUGAAUGGUGGUAUAUGAUGCAUGGUACAGAUGAUACUAAACUAAAUGUUUAUUUGAUUCCUAAUGAAAAUUUUACUUCAACAAAAUCUAUCUGGAGACGAUCAGGUGAUCAAGGACGUCAUUGGCAACAUGGUCAAAUACAAAUUGAACCAGGAAAUAACAUCACUCGUUUUGUCUAUGAAGUAAUUGCUAUAUGGAGUAUUCGAUCAGAAGUUUCAUUAGAUGAUAUUCAACUUCUUGAUGGUCCUUGUAUUAAACCAGAUUUUUAUUCAAUUAGUUGUACAUUUGAAGAAGAACAUAUCUGUGGAUAUUCAUCAGAUCCAACUGGAUUUCCAUGGACGAGAAUUAAAGGAUUCACAACAACGUUAUCUACUGGUCCUAGUGAAGAUCAUACAUUUGGAACAGAGAAAGGUCAUUUUAUGUUUAUUGAAUCAUCACUUCCACAAAAACCAGGUGAUAAAGCACGAUUAAUAUCAGUUGUUGAACAACCACAAUAUGGUCGUUGUUUACAAUUUUGGUAUCAUAUGUUCGGUAUAAAUAUUGGUCAAUUAAAUGUUUAUGUCAGUACGAAUACAUCCAAUAAUGACACACGUACACUUGUUUGGUCACGUGGUGCUAAUGUUGGUGAUGUAUGGCGUAAAGCACAAGUUUCAACUCAAUAUAUCGUACCAUUUCGUAUUAUAUUUGAAGGUGUUGUUGGUAAUGGUAUUGACGGUGAUAUUUCUAUUGAUGAUAUUGAACGUUUAGCUGUAUCAUGUAACGAACCAAAUAAUUGUGAUUUUGAAGGUGAUACUUUUUGUGGAUGGGAAAAUGUUAAACAUACUGAUCGAUUUGAUUGGGAAAUAACAAAUGGUCCAUCAUCACAAACAACGCUUAGUGGUCCAUUAUCUGAUCAUACAAUUGGAGAAUACGAUGGUUCGUAUGCAUUUAUUGAUACAAAUAAACAGCGAAAAAUUAAUGAUACCGCUGUACUUAUUUCACAUUCAAUGACUGAUACUGGUUCAAAUGGAAAGUGCUUUGAAUUUUUCUAUCACAUGUUUGGUGAUGGUAUUGGUACAUUAACAGUUUAUUUACAAAAAGAAGGUUUUCAACCAAUAGCAAUGUGGACAUUAUCUGGUCACCAAGACGAUUUUUGGUUUCAAGGAAAAGUUGGUUUUAUUGUAAAUUCUGAUCAUUCAAUAUUAAUCGAAGGCAAAAUAACUGACAACGAUGAGGGCGAUAUUGCUAUUGAUGAUUUAUCAAUCACAAAUGGAUAUUGUCCAAUAUAUCCGAUGUUUGCUAUACCAGCUGAUGGUUUAACAACAUCAAAACCAGUCGUAACAACGGGAAUAACAACUUCACCACAUCCAAUAUCAGCUUAUGAUUGUAAUUUUGAAAAUGAUACAUGCCCAUCAUGGACGAUAAUAUCUAAACCUGAACUUAGUUGGAUACGAAUUCAAGGUCCAGUAGCAUCACAACAAGAUGAACAUAAUCCACUAUUUGAUCAUACAGAAUAUCUAUCAAAUGGACAUUAUCUUUUACUUCAACCAAAUAAAUCAAUACCAUUUCCUAAUAUGAAUAUAUCAAGUCAAUUUCGAAGUACAACAAUGAAUAAUAAUCGUCAAUGUUUAGAAUUUUGGUAUUUUAUCUAUGGUCCACAUGCUGGUACAUUAAGUGUUGAAAAACUUUCUGGCUCAUUUUCUCAAUUACGAUGGACAACAACAGGUGGCAAAGGUUAUGAAUGGUAUCAUGCACAAGUUAAUCUUCAAUCACCAACAAGCAAUCCAACACAAUUUAAUGUUGCUAUUGAAGGAACAUGGUCAGCUGAAAAUCGUGGUGCAAUUGCCAUUGAUGAUAUAACACUUCUAGAUGGUACAUGUCAAACAUCAUCUAAUCAAUGUGAUUUUGAUUUGGAUGAUACAAUUUGUGGAUUUCAAUAUGGUUCAACAGGACAAUUUAAUUGGGUACGUGGCUUAGCAUCUGAUGUUCAACAAGGUGUUAAUCCAAAUGUUGAUCAUACAACACAAACUGAUACAGGUUAUUAUAUGUUAGCUGAAGGAAAAAAUCGUAAUGCUUAUGAUCGUGCAUUACUUUUAACACCAGUUCAAGAUCGUACAGCUGGUGCAUGUUUACAUUUUUGGUAUUUCCUAUAUUCAUCAGCAAAAAAGAUGCAAUUAAAGGUUUAUUUAUCUCCUCCAAGUCCAUAUAAUUGGAUCUUUGGUGGUAGUUUUGAUAAUCGUUGGUUAUAUACACAAAUCAGUAUUCUCAAUCCUAGUCAAUCCUGGCAAGCAGUAUUUGAAGCUCAAGUUUUAAUACCAAAUCCAGAUACUAGUAUUUCUAUUGAUGAUGUCUCGAUUACAAGAGGUUUAUGUCCAAAACCAGGAGAUUGUACAUUUGAAGAUGAUUUAUGUGGUUGGACAACUAAUGAUAUUGAUGCUAAUAUAGAUUGGACUAUUGGACAAGGUAUACAUGCAUUUGGAACUGGACCACAAUCUGAUCAUACAACAUCUACAGCACAAGGAAAAUAUUUAAUGAUUGAAACAUCAUGGCCAACAAAGCCAGGUGAUCGUGCACGUUUACAUAGUGUUGUUUUUGAGGGAACAGAUGGAGAUGCUAAAUGUUUUCGAUUUUGGUAUCACAUGUAUGGUGAUUCAAUUGGAACAUUAAAUAUUUAUCUUUUCGAUGGUUCAUAUACACGUAUAUGGUCAUUAUCAGGUAGUCAUGGUAAUCAAUGGUACGAAGGAC